Messenger RNA from Mytilus californianus (California mussel), 639 nucleotides. RefSeq names its product E3 ubiquitin-protein ligase HACE1-like. The record is from RefSeq and is a predicted model, not a curated record. The transcript is spliced from 6 exons. Gene Ontology annotation, molecular function: ubiquitin-protein transferase activity. Gene Ontology annotation, cellular component: nucleus. NCBI's taxonomy places the organism in Eukaryota, Metazoa, Mollusca, Bivalvia, Mytilida, Mytilidae. The coding region runs from base 1 to 639 and encodes 212 amino acids. Gene Ontology annotation, biological process: protein polyubiquitination; positive regulation of protein catabolic process; proteasome-mediated ubiquitin-dependent protein catabolic process.
AUGGACACAUUCUUGUUUGACAUAAAGAAAAUGAAUGAAGAAGAAAAUCUGAACAUUAAUUCAAUUCCUCAUGACUUUAUAUUACAGUGGAUACUUGACCAUGACAUUGACAAUUUAGGAUUGGACCUAACAUUUUCUGUUGAGACUGAUGUGUUUGGUGUGAUGCAGGAAGUAGAAUUAAAACCUGGAGGAAGUCAUAUAACAGUGACAGAAGAAAAUAAGACAGAGUAUGCUCAGUUAGUAACAGAAUUAAGAAUGACAAGAGCUAUACAGCCACAGAUAAAUAGCUUUCUAUCUGGUUUCCACCAAAACAUUCCACAAUCACUGAUACAGAUGUUUGAUGAGUAUGAAUUGGAGUUGAUGCUGUCAGGUAUUCCAGAGAUAGAUAUUAGUGACUGGGAGAAACAUACAGAAUACAAUGGCUAUGAUAGACAAUCUCCUGUUAUCCAGUGGUUUUGGGAAAUUGUUGAAGAUUUCAGUCAAGAAAACAGAGUAUUGCUGCUUCAGUUUACUACUGGCAGUUCCAGAGUACCUUUUGGAGGUUUUGCUAAGUUUGUUGGUGGAGGAGGUCCACAACAUUUUACCAUAAAUAUAGUUCCUUAUAAAGAACAUACAUUACCUACAGCUAGUACUUGGUAA